AAUGUUCCCCUCCUUUCGCAUUCGCGUCUCAGGCCUGGACAAGAAGGCCAAGUACAUCAUGCUAAUGGACAUCGUGGCGGCGGACGACUGUCGCUACAAGUUCCACAACUCACGCUGGGUGAUGGCCGGAAAGGCCGAUCCCGAGAUGCCAAAGCGAAUGUACAUCCACCCUGACUCACCCUCCACCGGGGAGCAGUGGAUGCAGAAGGUGGUCUCCUUUCACAAGCUCAAGCUGACGAAUAACAUCGCCGACAAGCACGGUUUUGUAAGUAGCUCUAGCACUGCUACGAUUCUCAACUCGAUGCACAAGUACCAGCCACGCUUCCACCUAGUCAGAGCCAAUGAUCUACUCAAGCUGCCCUACAGUACCUUUCGGACGUACGUCUUCAAGGAGACCGAAUUCAUCGCCGUCACGGCUUACCAAAACGAAAAGAUAACUCGGUUAAAAAUCGACAACAAUCCAUUUGCCAAGGGUUUCCGUGAGACGGGGGCUGGCAAGCGGGAGAAGAAGUAA
This is a messenger RNA of Rhagoletis zephyria (snowberry fruit fly), 514 nucleotides long. The record is from RefSeq and is a predicted model, not a curated record. NCBI's taxonomy places the organism in Eukaryota, Metazoa, Arthropoda, Insecta, Diptera, Tephritidae.